Molecule: messenger RNA, 1710 nt
Organism: Phymastichus coffea
Lineage: Eukaryota; Metazoa; Arthropoda; Insecta; Hymenoptera; Eulophidae
Product: cytochrome P450 6k1-like
Exons: 5
Coding region: 101-1624 (507 amino acids)
Molecular function (GO): oxidoreductase activity, acting on paired donors, with incorporation or reduction of molecular oxygen; heme binding; iron ion binding
Source: RefSeq, a predicted model, not a curated record
AACAAGUAGUCUGAGAUCCUGUAACAUUACGUAAUAGAAAUUAAUAGAAAUCUGUUUCUAUUAAUUUCUAGAAAUUAUUGGUAAAUACUUGUACGUUAGAAUGGCUAUUCUAACAACAAAUUGGACACAAGAUUUAUUUUUCUACAUAACUUUAUUACUCUUGGGUCUUUAUUUCUAUUUAACAAGAAAUUUCAACCAAUGGAAGAAAAUCGGUGUUAAGUAUCUUCCCCCAAGUAUUUUAUUUGGAAAUAUCCGGGAAUGUAUUCUUGGGAAACAAACUGCUUACGAUUUUCUACAAGAUGUUUAUAAAAUUGGCGAAGGCGAAAAGUUGAUCGGUUUUUAUGCCAUGGAUCGGCCAUACUUAAUGGUGCGAGAGCCAGAACUCCUAAGGCGUGUUUUUGUCAAAGAUUUCCACAAUUUUAGUAACAGAUUGAUGGCGGGCUAUAAAAAUGACGUGCUAGGAUCGUUUAACGUUUUCCUCAUCAAUAAUCCACCAUGGAAACAAUUACGUCAAAAAUUGACUCCAUUAUUCACAACGGGAAGACUUAAAAAGAUGUUUCAUCUGUUUAUGGAAAUUAACGAGGACUUCCAAAUUUAUUGUGAUAAAUUAGAUAUUGAUGAUAAAAUUGGUAAGCCUGUGGACGUUAAAGAAACAUGCGCAAGUCUCACGACAGAUUUUAUCGGUAUAUCGGCUUACGGCAUGAAAUUCAAUUCUUUGUUGAAUCCAAAAGCCGAAUUUCGAAGAUAUGGCAGAGCAAUGUUCAAGAGUACCUACUUACGUCAUUUAGAAACCUUAGCUAUUUUCUUUGUGCCAGCUUUGAGGCCUUUGACAAAUCCGAAAUUCUUCGGCGAUGGGUCCGAUUUUAUAAUGGACACCUUUCACUAUGUAAUAAAGGAGAGAAUAAAGAGCAGACAGAAGAGAGACGAUUUAGUCGACGCACUCAUUCAAAUGAAUGAAAGUCAAAUCGAUGGUGCUUACAAGUUGAAUCUAGAUCAACUGAUUGCUCAAGCAGCGAUAUUCUUUUCCGCCGGAUUUGAAACUUCUUCCACGACAAUGUCAUUUGCUCUGUACGAAUUAGCGAAAAAUCAGGAAAUACAAAAUAAGCUACGAGAAGAGAUUCUAACUGCUAUGGAAAAAGCAGGUGGUAAAUUAACUUAUGAAUGGGUAACGAGUAUUCCAUAUUUACAUAUGGUGAUUAAUGAAACGAUGAGAUUAUAUCCAGUGCUUGCGUGGGUGGAUCGAAUAGCAGAUAAUGAUUAUACGUUCCCUGGCACCAAUGUAACUAUACAGAAAAAUACAGCACUUGUGUUACCUAUGAAGGGUCUACAAACCGAUCCAAAGUACUGGCCAAAUCCUCAAAUAUUCGAUCCAGAUCGGUUUUCCGAUGAAAAUAAAAACAAUAUAGUACCAUUUACGUUCUUUCCUUUCGGCCUGGGACCACGAAAUUGUAUAGGCGAAAGAUUAGGCUAUCUGCAGGCCAAGCUUGGUUUAAUCAACUUUAUUAGCAGAUUCACAAUUACACCUUGCGAACAAACGCCAAAGACAAUUACGUUUGAUCCGCUUAGGGUUUUUACUUACACACGUGGUGGCUUAUAUCUGAAUUUUAGAAAGCUCGCGAAAUAGAAAACUAUGUAAUCUGUUCUUUAAGCGCUUUAGUGAAAAAAAAAUCUUCAAAUAAAGAUAGAAUCUAUUGUUUUCUAUUUGUUUUC